Vigna radiata var. radiata (mung bean) is the source of this 1461-nucleotide messenger RNA. Its product is annotated as nuclear transcription factor Y subunit B-3. NCBI's taxonomy places the organism in Eukaryota, Viridiplantae, Streptophyta, Magnoliopsida, Fabales, Fabaceae. The record is from RefSeq and is a predicted model, not a curated record. The transcript has 2 exons. Bases 679 to 1245 code for a protein of 188 amino acids. Gene Ontology annotation, biological process: regulation of transcription by RNA polymerase II. Gene Ontology annotation, molecular function: RNA polymerase II cis-regulatory region sequence-specific DNA binding; DNA-binding transcription activator activity, RNA polymerase II-specific; protein heterodimerization activity. Gene Ontology annotation, cellular component: nucleus; CCAAT-binding factor complex.
AUAUAUAUCUAUAUGUAUAAAAUGAUUUUGAAAUUUGAACGCAAUAAGGUAGUCCAAGUCAGAACGGAGCACGUGGCCGAUACUGAAACAACGGUCCAGAUCAUGGAGAUAUCAUCAGAUCCAAGGGCCUCAAUUCAUCCAUGUGAACUGACACUUAUCGACUAACAACGGUCCACAAUGUGCCACAUGUUCUCAAGAUAGAGCGUUAUUAACCCUUCUGAUCCAACGGACCCUGCUCAUUACCUCUCAAACAAACACCUCCGUUCCGUUUUACCUUUCCCCAACCAGCCGUCACCACCGUCAUCGCCGGCCACCAUAUCCAGCUCUUCCAAUACACCCACUCCGACUAUAAAAAAAAAUUAUACGAUUCAGUGAUUUCAUUCCUUGAAAGCUUCGUCUCAACAGUGCUUCAAAUUGACGCAUCGUGUCUCAGAUUUGUAACUUCUCAAUCAUUCCGAAUCGAAUUUCAAAUUUCGAAGGAAAAUUCACUGAAUCUCAGUUCUAUAGUAGCUUCUACUACGAACAGUGCUUCAUUUCCACGCAGAACAACCAACUCAAAUCGAUUCGUCACUCGGAUUUCCAACUCCUAGUUCAUUCCGGGAACGAAUUUGAAAGUCCGGGGUAAACGGCACCUAGUACUGAAUUUUACGUCGAUUCUUCGAACCUCGCUGUUCAUCGAUGGCGGACUCCGACAACGACUCCGGCGGCACGCACAACGCCGGCAAGGGCAGCGAGAUGUCGCCGCGGGAGCAGGACCGGUUUCUGCCGAUCGCAAACGUGAGUCGCAUCAUGAAGAAGGCGCUUCCGGCGAACGCAAAGAUCUCGAAGGACGCGAAGGAGACGGUCCAGGAGUGCGUGUCGGAAUUCAUCAGCUUCAUCACCGGCGAGGCCUCCGACAAGUGCCAGCGCGAAAAGCGAAAGACGAUCAACGGCGACGAUCUUCUUUGGGCGAUGACGACUCUGGGCUUCGAAGACUACGUGGAACCUCUGAAGGUCUACCUUCAGCGCUUUAGAGAAAUGGAAGGAGAGAAGACCGUGGCGGCGCGUGACAAAGACGCGCCUCCUGCUUCCAAUGCUACCAACAGUGUCUACGAGAGUGGUAGUUAUGGUGCUGGUGGGAUCAUGAUGCAUCAGGGACACGUGUACGGUUCUGGUGGGUUCCAUCAAGUGGGUGGCAGUGGUGCUGCUAUCAAGGGUGGGCCUGCGUAUCCUGGGCCUGGAUCCAAUGCGAGUCGGCCUAGAUAGAUUACAUGAGUGCCAUGUGGCCCGUUCUAUUUUAAUGUCGUUAUUAUUUUCAUAAUUUAAAAAAACAAAAUAGCAAGAUUCAUAGUGGUUUUUAGUGAAAUUAAUAAUAAUAAUAAUUACUAUUAUUAUUAUAAUAAUGGUGAGAGAGUUGGUUUGUAUUGUGAUUAUAUGUAUAUGACACUGUUCUAUGUUCUAAUGCCAACAAUCUACAACUGA